Molecule: messenger RNA, 192 nt
Organism: Saprolegnia diclina VS20
Lineage: Eukaryota; Oomycota; Saprolegniomycetes; Saprolegniales; Saprolegniaceae
Exons: 2
Source: RefSeq, a predicted model, not a curated record
AUGUCCAGCCGCGAUGCAACGUAUGAGAGCUGGGGCGUCAACGCCCACGAGUUCCGCAAUGGCACGGUCUGCAUUGGCAUCGACCUCGGGACGACCAACUCGUGCGUCGGGUACUGGAAGCUGCACGCCAACCACGUCAAGAUUGUCAACCACAGCACUGGCGACGCGAAGGCCAAGACGCUGCCGUCCGUC